This is a messenger RNA of Camelus dromedarius (Arabian camel), 3867 nucleotides long. It is a transcript of the gene DSPP, whose product is annotated as dentin sialophosphoprotein. Bases 1 to 3612 code for a protein of 1203 amino acids. Gene Ontology annotation, biological process: odontoblast differentiation; dentinogenesis. The transcript is spliced from 4 exons. Gene Ontology annotation, molecular function: collagen binding. Lineage: Eukaryota; Metazoa; Chordata; Mammalia; Artiodactyla; Camelidae. Gene Ontology annotation, cellular component: nucleus; cytoplasm. The record is from RefSeq and is a predicted model, not a curated record.
AUGCCCUUUGACAUAGAGUCAAAGAAUGUUCUCAGAGAAAAUUCUGCUGCUGAUAAUCAGGAUAAUCCUGAAGUGCAGGUUCCUCAGAUCAAGCCAUUGGAAAGACAUGCUGUGAACAAAGAUGUGAAUUUAAAUCUUCUAGCAAAACCGAAAGUGCCAAUACAGGAUGAGUUAAAUGCCAAUGAUACCACCAAAGAAAGUGGUGUCCCCAUGUAUGAAAAAGAAAGAGAAAUGCAACAAUAUACCAAAGAUGGUUACAAGGGAGAGGGGAAUGGCUCUGAGUGGGCAGAAGUAGAAAAGAGUUCUACACAAUCUACGGUAGCAAAUGAAGAGGGGAACACUGAGGGUCUGAAAGGGGGCGCAGGAAAACCAGAAACAUAUGGUCAUGAUGGGAUACAUGGACAAGAAGAUAGCGCCACCAUAAAUGGCAUCAGGGGGCAAGUAAGCAUCAUCGACAGUGCUGACACAGCAAAUGGGAGCGAUAUUAAUGGAAUUGUUGAUAAGCAUUCAGAAAAUGGGGGUGUUGGAAAUGCAAGUCAGAGUGAGGAUGCCACUGUUGUCCAAGAAGAUGGACCUCAAGCAGCUGGAAGCAACAACAGUACAGGUCAUGAGGAUGAAAUAAAUGGGAAUUUCUGUAGAAAUGGGGGUGAUACAAGUGCAGUAACACCACAGAGAGAAGGAGAGAGAAGUGGGAAUGAGGAAACAGGGGUUACACCAGGAGGAAGUAGAAUUGGCAAUAGAGAAGAUGUUGGCCUGGAUAAUUCUGAUGGAAGUGCUAGUGGGAAUGGAGCAGAUGAGGAUGAAGACAAGGGCUCUGGUGAUGAUGAAGGUGAGGAAACAGGGAAUGGAGGAAAGGGCACAGAAAACAGCAAGGGCCAGGAGGGUCAGCCUCAUGGAAAAGAAGAUGAUGAUGACAAUAGCUUAGGUCAAAAUUCAGUUAGUAGUGAAGACGGUGACCCUGGGGACAAAAAAGACUCCCAUGCUGUUGAUGGAGACAACACCUCCAAGAGUGAGGAAGAGUCUGACCGUAUUCCAGAAGACAAUGGUAGUCAAAGAAUAGAGGACACUCAAAAACCCAGUCACAAAGAAAUCAAAGCUGUGGAAAAUGGAAUCACUGAAAAAUUAGAGCCACCUGCUAUUGGGAAGAGCCAAGAUAAGGGAACAGAAGUUGAAGUUCCCAGCAGUGGCCUCAGAAACAAUAUUACCAAAGAAACUGGGAAAGUCAAUGAAGACAAAGAGAGUAAAGGCCAAAAUGGAAUGAUUGUGGGCAAAGGAAAUGUCAAGACCCAAGGAGAGGUUGACAUCACGCAAGGACUUGGCCAGAAAUCAGAACCUGGAAAUAAGUUUGGACCCAGCAAAACACGUAGUGACAGUAACAGUGAUGGAUAUGACAGUAACGAGUUUGAUGAAGAAUCCAUGCAAGGAGAUGAUCCCAACAGCAGCGAUGAGUCUAAUGGCAGUGAAGAUGCCAAUUCUGAAGGUGAUAAUAACCACAGUAGCCGAGGAGAUGCUUCUUAUAACUCUGAUGAAUCAAAAGAUAAUGGCAGUGACAGUAACUCACAAGGAGGAGACGAUGAUGAUCAUGAUAACACAUCAGAUGCUAAUGAUAGUGACAGUGAUGACAAUGGUAACAAUGGAGGUGAUGACAAUGGCAAAUCAGACAGCAGCAAAGAUAAAUCAGAUGACAGUGACAGCAAUGACAGUAGUGAUAGCAGUGACAGCAGUGACAACAAGUCUGACAGUAGUGACAGCAGUGAUAGCAGUGACAGCAGUGACAACAAGUCUGACAGUAGUGACAGCAGCGACAGUAGUGAUAGCAGUGACAGCAGUGAUAGUGACAGCAAGUCAGACAGCAGUGACAGCAGUGAUAGUGACAGCAAGUCAGACAGCAGUGACAGCAGUGACAGUAGUGACAGCAGCGACAGCAGUGACAGUAGUGAUAGUGACAGCAAGUCAGACAGCAGUGACAGUAGCGACAGCAGUGACAGCAGUGAUAGUGACAGCAAGUCAGACAGCAGUGACAGCAGUGACAGUAGUGACAGCAGCGACAGCAGUGACAGCAGUGAUAGUGACAGCAAGUCAGACAGCAGUGACAGUAGCGACAGCAGUGACAGUAGUGACAGCAGUGAUAGUGACAGCAAGUCAGACAGCAGUGACAGCAGCGACAGCAGUGACAGUAGUGAUAGUGACAGCAAGUCAGACAGCAGUGACAGUAGCAACAGCAGUGAUAGCAGUGACAGUAGUGAUAGUGACAGCAAGUCAGACAGCAGUGACAGCAGUGACAGCAGUGACAGUAGCGACAGCAGUGACAGCAGUGACAGUAGUGAUAGUGACAGCAAGUCAGACAGCAGUGACAGUAGCGACAGCAGCAACAGCAGUGACAGUAGUGACAGCAGUGACAGCAGCAACAGCAGCGACAGCAGUGACAGUAGUGAUAGUGACAGCAAGUCAGACAGCAGUGACAGUAGCGACAGCAGCAACAGCAGUGACAGUAGUGACAGCAGUGACAGCAGCGACAGCAGUGACAGCAGUGAUAGUGACAGCAAGUCAGACAGCAGUGACAGUAGCGACAGCAGUGACAGUAGUGAUAGUGACAGCAAGUCAGACAGCAGUGACAGCAGCGACAGCAGCAACAGCAGUGACAGUAGUGACAGCAGUGACAGCAGCGACAGCAGUGACAGCAGUGAUAGUGACAGCAAGUCAGACAGCAGUGACAGUAGCGACAGCAGUGACAGUAGUGAUAGUGACAGCAAGUCAGACAGCAGUGACAGCAGUGACAGUAGCAACAGCAGUGAUAGCAAUGACAGCAGUGACAGUAGUGAUAGUGACAGCAAGUCAGACAGCAGUGACAGUAGUGACAGCAGUGACAGCAGUGACAGUAGCAACAGCAGUGACAGUAGCAACAGCAGUGAUAGCAGUGACAGUAGUGACAGUAGUGAUAGUGACAGCAAGUCAGACAGCAGUGACAGUAGUGACAGCAGUGAUAGCAGUGACAGUAGCAACAGCAGUGACAGUAGCAACAGCAGUGACAGCAGUGACAGUAGUGACAGCAGUGACAGUAGCAACAGCAGUGACAGUAGCGACAGCAGCGACAGCAGUGACAGUAGUGAUAGUGACAGCAAGUCAGACAGCAGUGACAGCAGUGAUAGUGACAGCAAGUCAGACAGCAGUGACAGUAGCGACAGCAGUGACAGCAGUGACAGUAGCAACAGCAGUGAUAGCAGUGACAGCAAGUCAGACAGCAGUGACAGUAGCGACAGCAGUGACAGCAGUGACAGUAGUGACAGUAGUGAUAGCAGUGACAGCAAGUCAGACAGUAGUGACAGUAGUGACAGUAGUGAUAGUGAUAGCAGUGACAGCAAUAGCAGUGACAGCAGUGAUGGUGACAGUAAGUCAGACAGUAGUGACAGCAGUAAUAGCAGUGACAGUAGUGAGAGCAGUGACAGCAGUAACAGCAAUGACAGUGACAGUAGUGACAGCAGUGACAGUGAAUCUGACAGUAGUGAUGAGAGUGACAGCAAGAGCAAGCCUGGUAAUGGCAACAACAGUGGAAGUGACAGUGAUAGUGACAGUGAAGGCAGUGACAGUAAUCACUCAACCAGUGAUGAUUAGAACUAAAGAAAAACCCAUGAGAUUCCUUUUGUGAAAAAUCUGGUGAGUAAUUGAUAGGAAAUAAAGAUUUCCAGGGAAGUAGAGAAAGGGGAGAAAUACACAGAAGACAUAUGUAAACAUCCACAUAUCCCAGAAACGACGAGAGAAAUAGUCAAACUGUCAGAUUCAGAACCAAGUGCCAACACCUUCAGAGAGAGAAUCUGACUGUGUACAUGUAUGUUAAAUAUGUCCUGAAAAGAUCUUGUUAAAAGUAUA